Penicillium soppii is the source of this 534-nucleotide messenger RNA. Its product is annotated as nucleoside triphosphates FAP7. Gene Ontology annotation, molecular function: ATP binding; AMP kinase activity; ATP hydrolysis activity. The transcript is spliced from 3 exons. Gene Ontology annotation, cellular component: nucleus; cytoplasm. Bases 1 to 534 code for a protein of 177 amino acids. Lineage: Eukaryota; Fungi; Ascomycota; Eurotiomycetes; Eurotiales; Aspergillaceae. The record is from RefSeq and is a predicted model, not a curated record.
AUGCGUACGUCUCCGAACGUGAUUAUCACCGGUACUCCGGGUGUGGGAAAAACCGUCCACUGCGAACAACUCGCGCAAGAACUCGGCUUGAAGCACUUGUCGAUCAACCAAGUCGCAAAGGACCGUGGAUGUUUCGAUGAGUAUGACGAGGAAUUGAAGACCUGGGUAGUGGAUGAGGAUAAGCUCCUCGAUGCCCUCGAAGAUGAAAUCCCCAAUGGCGGAUACCUAAUCGACUGGCACGCUUGUGACCUCUUCCCGAAAUCUUGGAUCGAUCUUGUCGUUGUUCUCCGCUGCCCCACCACAGACAUUCUAUACGACCGACUCUCUUCACGAGGCUAUCACGAUAAAAAGCUAGAAGAGAAUGUCGAUGCAGAGAUCUUCGGUGUGCUACUAGACGAGGCGCGGGAAGCCUUCGACGAGGAAAUAGUGGUGGAAUUGAACAGCGAGCAGGACUCGGACGUGGACUCCAACUGCCAGCGGAUCUCGCAAUGGAUUGAUUCAUGGAAGAAGACUCAGGCAGAGAACGCGGAUUGA